AUGUAUCCCAUCUUCUAUAUAUCUAGAUCCAAAUCACACUUCACGCUCAAAUUCUCAAUCUUUCUUUCUCUCUCCCUUCUUAAUUCUCAGAUCUCAAACCAAAAAAUGGGAAAAUUUUCUCUUCUCCUUCUCCUUCUCCUCACCACCCUCCACAUUUCCCUCACUCUCUCCAGCCCCACCAACUUCAUCAAAUCCUCGUGCAGCGCCACCCAGUACCCCGCCCUCUGCGUGGAGUCCCUCUCCGUCUACGCCGCCUCCAUUCAGCAGGACCCCCACGAACUGGUUCAGACCGCCCUCUCUCUGGCCCUCAACAAAACCGAGUCCACCAAAACCUUCGUGACCAAGUGCAACAAGUUCAGGGGCCUCAAGCCCCGAGAAUAUGCCGCCCUCAAAGACUGCGCCGAGGAAAUCAGCGACGGCGUGGACCGCCUCUCCCGGUCCCUGAAGGAGCUCAAGCUCUGCAAGCUCAAGGGCGAGGACUUCGCCUGGCACAUAAGCAACGUGGAGACGUGGGUUAGCUCUGCACUCACCGACGAGAGCACUUGCGGCGACGGCUUCGCCGGAAAGGCUCUCAGCGGGAAGAUGAAGGACGCCAUCAGGGGCAGAAUGGUCAAUGUCGCUCAGGUCACUAGCAAUGCGCUCUCUCUCAUCAACCAGUAUGCUGCCAAACACUAG
Messenger RNA from Sphenostylis stenocarpa, 675 nucleotides. The record is from the annotation of a GenBank genome assembly. Lineage: Eukaryota; Viridiplantae; Streptophyta; Magnoliopsida; Fabales; Fabaceae.